AUGAUUGAUGCAAGGUGUGCUGUUACCACGACUUCAAAGGUGGCUAUAUUUGAUUUGGCAACUCUUGCACUUAAGGACUUAUCUACUCACGGCGUGGAGUGCAUUACGUCCUCUCUGGCAGUGUUCUGCGUUACUUUUGCAAGGCAGUGCCUCCUUUGUAUGGAGAAGACCGUAUAG
Messenger RNA from Echinococcus granulosus, 177 nucleotides. RefSeq lists its product as hypothetical. Bases 1 to 177 code for a protein of 58 amino acids. Lineage: Eukaryota; Metazoa; Platyhelminthes; Cestoda; Cyclophyllidea; Taeniidae. The record is from RefSeq and is a predicted model, not a curated record. The transcript has 2 exons.